Penicillium psychrosexuale is the source of this 411-nucleotide messenger RNA. RefSeq lists its product as uncharacterized. Lineage: Eukaryota; Fungi; Ascomycota; Eurotiomycetes; Eurotiales; Aspergillaceae. The coding region runs from base 1 to 411 and encodes 136 amino acids. The transcript is spliced from 2 exons. The record is from RefSeq and is a predicted model, not a curated record.
AUGGAGAAUCGGAUGGAGAAUCGGAUGGAGAAUCGGAUGGAGAAGCAGGAGUCUACUCCCAAGAAGUCGACCAAGAAAGCCCUUCCUAAGGAAAAGGCCACCAAACCCAAGGGAACCAGGUACGAGGAAUCCAAGCUUGGAGACCCAUCCAAACUCCGAGCCAAGCUCAAGGAUCUUCGUCGGCAGUUAGUUGACACUCGCAAGCUGGCCUUAAGCCAUGAGGCACUCAUCCGGAGCCAAUGGAAGGAAAACAGGGAGCUACGAGAUCGCGUUCUGCAGGGAGAAAGUCUACUGAAAGAAUACCUGCAUACCAAGAAUCAGGUCAAGAACUGGGGGCCGGUCCCACCUCGAACCACUAUGCCAGAGUUCAUCAACCUGGACAGUGAUGACGAAGUUUCUUCUCAGAAUUGA